Molecule: messenger RNA, 2479 nt
Organism: Achroia grisella
Lineage: Eukaryota; Metazoa; Arthropoda; Insecta; Lepidoptera; Pyralidae
Product: probable WRKY transcription factor protein 1
Exons: 3
Coding region: 243-2297 (684 amino acids)
Source: RefSeq, a predicted model, not a curated record
UACACAUGUACCUACAGAAGAAUUGUAUAUGUUACGAGUAAAUACGGUUAAUUUUUUAGUAUUAUUAUCUGUAUAGUUAUCCUUUUUGAAUUAGAUAGGUACUUCGAUAUUUCAUUUUUCUAACGUCUGUCAUUCGGCUUGAAGAACAUGAAACAAGUGAACUACUGGCAGAUAAACUUGUCCUAUGGAAACUGCUAGUUACUGUCAGAUUUUGUAACAGAUUUUAUAGUGAAUAAUUAAUAAUGAAUCGCAUUAUAAUAUAUUUGUUGGUAUUUAUUAUGUUCCUAUUGCCAUCAUUUUGCAGACCACCGCACGUUGACGAGGAAAAUGAUAGUGAAAUGGAGGAGGCAGAAUAUGAAGACGAGGACGCUGCCGUUGUAGAUGAUGCUCUGCAUGGCGAUGAGGAUUCUGCACCUAAUGAUCAGUUUUCAGAAUACAAGAGGUCAAAUGACAAUACGGCCAACUUUAUAAAAUCCAAUGACAAUAUACGAGAACAUCCUAAACUCCAUCAAUCUAACAGACUCAUUAAAAAUGAUGCAAACGAUCAGUCAGAAAUAUUACAGCAUUUAGCUAAUCGUAAUGUUAAUAACUAUAAAGACAAUCGUUUACAAGUAAAAGAAUCAGAUGAAAUCAAUAAACAAGUAAUUCCAACUGAUGAAUCUAGCGAUGAUGGCGAUGCUCUGUUCGAACAUAGAGAUAAUGGUCGUGUUCAGCUGACUGAUUUUGAGAAAAAUAAAAACAAUAAUGAACCCAUCGAUUCUAAUGAAACUUUUUUACAACCAUACUGUAAUAUUUUAAGGUCUGAUAAUAAAGGCAUCUAUGGUUAUAAAACUAAUAAAAAUACAGGUUACAAAUUAAAUAGAGACAAACGUCGAACGGAAGAAAUAAAUAUACAAGAAACUGAACUUUCAUCUGAUGUCCUUGACAAUAAACAGGUUAUUAGUGAUAGCACUAAAGAGAACGACGAAUCAGCUAUUAAACGGCACAUAAAAAAAUUAUCAGGAGAAGAAUUAGAAGAGCUUCUGAAUUCACUUUCGGAAGACAAAAGAGCGCUGCUAAACAAAAUUAUGGAGAGUGAUCAAAAUAGUGAAUCGAUUAAUAAACGUGAAAUAACUAAAAAAGCUGGUGCUGUCGAGGAAAUCGGUUAUUUGGAGAAUGGAAUUUCAGACUCGAGCAAAAUACAAGGAUACAGUGCAAUUGCAGAUAGUACUGAAACGGUAUCAUCACAAAAUACCGACGCAACAGAAAACAAUAAAGAGACAGAGAACCAGUCAGAAAUGUCUGAAGUAUUAACGUCUAAAACCCCCCACCCUGAAGCAUUCGAGAGCAAAAGAGAAAUACCAAGAAAUAUUGAUGUAAAGCCAUCAAAUGAAAAUUCGAAUAAUUGUGCAUCCACUGUUAUAGAUAGGAAUGAUUUUCAUAUAGAAUCUAGUGCACAAAUAACUUCUAAAAACGCAAAUAAAAGAGAAGCUACUGUGGAUAACUUAACUAACGUAGACAUAUCCUUUGAUAACACUAAAAUAGAAGACGAUUUGAACUUAAAAGAUUCACAAGAUACUUCUAUAGAACAAAAUUAUAUAUGCUCAGAAGAUGAAGAUUUAUCGCAAUUAAUGAACGAGGACGCUCAGUUGUAUAAUACUGCACAUUAUAAUAAACGUGACACUUAUUUUGAGAACCAAAAGGAUCUAAGUGAUUCCAUAAAAUCUUUAGAAGAAUCGUUCCCAAACGAUAAUGGUUAUGAUGACCCUAAUCGAUAUUCCGAAUCAAAUAUGAUACCUCUAGUUAGAGUUAAACGAAAGAACGAUGAAGUGCCUGUGCAAAAAAGGGCUGCGGCUUUACUGCCAGACCCCAAAGUGGCAUAUUUCCCCUAUAGAGCUGAAAAUGAUGACGAAGACAAUGAGGAAAGCAAUGAAUUUGAAGACAAUGGAUUUUAUGAUAGAACAUCUAAUUACGCAAAAAAUAAUGCAAAUAAACUUUCUGAUUCUGUUAUUUCACAGUCUUCAAGAGAAGCCCAGCCCAGUUUGUCAGCUAAUAUUAAUAUGAAAAGUGAUACUGGUCUUGGGUCUGACACAGAUAACGUGUUAAUGGGCGUCGAAGGAGUAGACGAUAACCUUAUGUAUAAUAGCGGUUCCAGAAAAAGAGACACUACAGAAUAUAAUUCCGAGUCCCAAAUAUCUAAGAAAUCUAUACCGUUUUUAGGCCAAGUUUACCAAGCAAAUGAUAAAUUCCGUCUUUUGCCACGAAAUUACGAAGGCGAUUCAGGCCGUCAUAAACGAAUAAGAUAUACCAAAUUGUAGCUACCCCAUUAGUUUAAACAGAAUGCUCCUACUGUUUAAAAUCGCAAAAUAAAUUAUACUUCUUAGAAAAGUUUAACUACUCGGACAUGUCAAUCUUAGUUUGUAUUUCUGUUAAUUUACAUUAUUUUAGAUUUAUUUAUAAGACUCACUAUGUUCUGUAGUUAUUAAUAUAAUUAUUACUU